AUGCCCCCCACAGAGUCCAGCCCCCUCCUCUCCCCCUCUACCCUCGAAGCAGGCGUGCCCCACACCACUCCCUCAUGGCAUUUCUGGAACCGCCCUCCCUUCAGACAGGUCCGCUUCGUGUCUCCGUCGGCGGCAAUGCAUGGUGCAGAUGAUGAGCUGGACCAACCAGAUAGACCCAAGCAGCCGUUCUAUCGCUCAGAAGAAGCCAUGGGUCGGUGGCUGAUAUAUUGCCUAUUGGUUCUCGUCGGUAUGAUCCUCGGUGCCUCGUUUUCAAAGCAUUGGACGCGGGGUGAAGGAAAACUAGGAAACGGGCCCAUGGUUCCUCCUGUCUGGACACUUCCUCCGCCUACCGGUCUGCCCAGGAAUGACCCCUACCUGAUCAACGCCACCUCUGCGGCUGUCGCAUCCGAAGACGUCACCUGUUCGAACCUCGGUCUCGAUAUCUUGCGCAACAAGAACGGGUCUGCCGUCGAUAGCGCCAUCAGCACCACUCUUUGCAUAGGCCUCUUGAAUGCUUUCAGCUCAGGGAUUGGAGGAGGAGGGUUCAUGGUGGUUCGUGUGCCGGAAGAGCAUUACGUGCCGCACGAGCUGCUGAAGGAGAUUGGGUACGAGGGACAACUCCAGGAGGGUCGGGUAGUGGCAUUCGAUUUUAGAGAGACCAGUCCGGAGAAGAGCGAGGUGGACAUGUAUGGGACAUCUAGAGCUGGGAGGGCGGCUGCCCAGGUUGGAGGUCUGGCUGUCGCUGUCCCGGGGGAGCUUAGAGGUCUGGAAGCAGCCCAUAAGCUGUAUGGCACCCUGCCCUGGGAAGACGUGGUCAUGCCUGUGGCAGAUUUGGCGAAAGGAUGGAAGGUCUCGCGUGAGCUCGCUAAGCGUCUACGGUUUUUUGGUCAGUUUAUGUUGUCAUCUCCGGCUUGGAAAGCUAUCUAUGCUCCUCGGGGUGAACUUCUUGUUGAAGGCGAAUUCAUUCAAAGAACCAACUACGGCAAGACACUCGAGAAGAUUGCCCGAGAGGGUGCCGAGGCAUUCUAUCACGGUGAGAUCGCUGAGAGCACUGUGGAAACCAUCAAAAAUGCAGGGGGUAUCAUGACCCUCAAUGAUGCAAGUUAUAAACUCAGCAAAGCUCUUAAACACUACAAAGCACUUGCUUACCCAGCUAUCCACGGCACCUUCAUGUCCAAAGAGGUCUACACCACCUCCGCCCCUUCCUCCGGCGGUGUUCUCUUAGGCUUGCUCAGCGUCCUCGAGCCAUUGAAUAUCACCAGCACAGGCGGUUUGAGGGAUGUCCUGAAUGCUCACAGGUUUAUUGAGGCCCUCAAGUUCGCCUUUGGUGCGAGAUCAGCUAUCACCGACCCUGCGUUCGCCGCCAACAGGAGCGCGCUAGAGGAUGUACACUCGAAGCAGUGGGCUGAUGAUGUACGGGCUAAAAUCACUGAUGACGCAACACAUUCCGCAGACUAUUAUGGCCUGCAAUAUGACACACCUAUAGAUCACGGAACAACCCACAUCAGUGUGGCUGAUCAGUGGGGAGGUGCUGCUAGUGUCACGUCGACCAUCAACCUCAUUUGGGGCAGCCAUGUGAUGGAUUCCAAGACCGGCAUCAUCUUCAACGACGAGCAAGACGAUUUUGCCAUUCCAGGCGCUGCUGAUGCGUUCGGACUUUGGCCUAGUCCAUGGAAUUAUCCCAUGCCGGGAAAAAAGCCCCUCUCUUCGACAGCAGCCUCCAUUAUCCUCAACCCCCCAACCAGAUCGCACCCAUCAACCCUUUACGCCGUCCUAGGCGGUUCCGGGGGCUCCCGGAUCUUCCCCUCCAUCGCACAAGUCGUACUCAACCUCUUUUCGGGCAAAGACAUCUCGCAGUCAAUCGAGGAUUACCGGCUACACAAUCAGAUUGUCCCGGAUCUGACUACGAUGGAAGUUGGCCCGGAGGGAGAGAACCGAGAGCUGGUGGAGGGACUGAAAGCCAAGGGGCACAGGAUUGGAGAAUUCGACGUCAAUAUUGGAAUAUCGGAAGUGCAAGCAAUUGUCCUUCAAGAUGGUUGUUUGUACGCCUCAAGCGACUCUAGAAAAAAUGGUAUCGCAGCGGGUCAUUAA
This is a messenger RNA of Cryptococcus wingfieldii CBS 7118, 2091 nucleotides long. RefSeq names its product gamma-glutamyltransferase. Gene Ontology annotation, cellular component: plasma membrane; fungal-type vacuole. Gene Ontology annotation, biological process: glutathione catabolic process. The transcript has 9 exons. The coding region runs from base 1 to 2091 and encodes 696 amino acids. Gene Ontology annotation, molecular function: glutathione gamma-glutamate hydrolase. The record is from RefSeq and is a predicted model, not a curated record. NCBI's taxonomy places the organism in Eukaryota, Fungi, Basidiomycota, Tremellomycetes, Tremellales, Cryptococcaceae.